Fusarium falciforme is the source of this 1212-nucleotide messenger RNA. RefSeq lists its product as hypothetical. The record is from RefSeq and is a predicted model, not a curated record. The transcript has 3 exons. The coding region runs from base 1 to 1212 and encodes 403 amino acids. Lineage: Eukaryota; Fungi; Ascomycota; Sordariomycetes; Hypocreales; Nectriaceae.
AUGUCUUCAUCAACUUCUACCUCAAAUCCUACCUCAACUUCCACCCUUAGCGGCCAUCCCCCUCCGCGCAUGCCUCAUGACUCUCCGAAAAACCUUGGUAGUGAUAUGACCAUGUUCUUUUUUGGUCAGCCAGAUACCCCAACGCGGUUUCCUACAUCAGAUGAACAACUUAUAAAGAGCCUUAAUGUUGAAGCUCUUGGCAGGGUUUUUCUUCCACCCCCUCCCUAUAUGACACUGCCUGAAUAUUCUGUGCUGCGUCCCGAAGGGCACCGAUCCCCUGAUCCACUGCCGAUCUACUUUAGUCUCAACCUCUCUGUCUAUAGCCAGCAGAUUGUUGAUUCGGAGUGGCAGAAUCAGUGGUUCCAUUUCACUGGCAAAGUGCACCCCUACGCACUGGAGUGGGUCCUACGGGAGCCUGAUGUUUUCAGCGAUGAAGGUGGUGACGGCGAAGUGUACAAGGUUCCAGUUGUUCUCAUACGCGACUUUGGAUACCAAGCCAUUGACCCACGAACUCUUUGCAAUGGUGAGGGCUUUCCACUUAUCCAACCGGUUGUUUCCUUGACCGGGCAGGUUCUCGGGACAGGUCAAACCCACUUGAUCAAGGACUCUGUCCCGCUGUUGGAUGAUGCGCAGCUGAGAUGCUGUGCAUUUAUCCAGUGCUGUACCUACAUCACGCCGGGUCAGCCAUCAAAGAGCCCUUUCAAAGGCUUCCACCCCUUUCAAGUUUUUAUUCUCUUUCCUAUUCAUGCUUUGCCAUUCUCUCUCCUCUGCAAGAAGAUGGCAGAUAGGAAAGAUAAGCAGUUUGUUCCAGGUGUUCCCUUCAACUGCGUCGGCAAGAUUGUUGGCCUGCUUGACCAUAGUCUUAUGGUGGCUGCCCCUACAGUUGAUGAGAAGGACUAUGUUUUCAUUGUCGUUCCCGACUCUUGGACGUUUCCGGACAAGAGCACGCCACCUGCACCUGCCGCUAACACAGUCCCCCCCUCUAAAACCGAACCUGGCCCAUCCCAAGCUGGCGGCUUCGCAGCAGCGAGGUCUAUGUUCAAGUCUCCCUCAAAGAAAUCUUCACAGGCCCGCAAUCUCCGCAUCUCCAUCGUCUCAGUCAAGUUCGAACGACCCCGCCCCCAAGAGACUCAGGGGGUCUACUGUAACUACUGCAACAUCUCCAAUCAUUGCAGGGUCGCCGGUCUCCCCUUUAACAUCCGUAGACUCUGA